AUCACAUGGGGUUGGAGGAGCCACUUAGAGCCGGGGGAGUUCAUGUAACGACAUCAGGAGAUGGCGAGGAGAGGUAGAAAAGCGAGUCAGAAAGGGGAAGUUUACUGGUUUGAGAGGCGUCUGGGUCUGUUGUAGUGAACGUAGUGCUAUUAACCCGUGAAAUAAUAGAUAGAUCAAUCAGCGAAACUCACAGAACUGACUCGGGAGAGAGAGAGAGCAUUCUCGAUCAAGGACUGGGUUUAAUUUCGGGUAAGUCUGCAGUACGAAACCAUGUCGGCCAAGGCGAUCUCCGAACAGACUGGGAAGGAGUUCCUGUAUAAGCACAUCUGCACGUCGGCCGCUGUGCAGAACCGCUUCAGAUACGCCUCUGUGACAACAGACACGAACUGGGAUCGUCUCGUUCAGGAUCACCCCUGGGUCCUCACAGAGCGCCUGGUGGUCAAGCCUGAUCAGCUGAUCAAGCGCCGGGGGAAGCUUGGGCUGGUGGGAGUGAACCUUGACCUGCAGGGUGUGAAGGAGUGGCUCAAACCACGACUCAUGAAGGAAACCACGGUCGCAAAGGCUAAAGGCGUUCUCAAGAAUUUCCUUAUUGAACCGUUUGUACCCCACAAGCAGGAGGAGGAGUUCUACGUGUGUAUCUACGCCUCCCGUGAAGGAGACCACGUGCUGUUCCACCACGAGGGAGGCGUGGAUAUCGGGGACGUGGACUCCAAAGCGCAGAAGUUCCUGGUGGGAGUGGAUGAGAAGCUGACCGAGGCUGACGUCAAGAACCAUCUCCUGGGCCACGCGCCUGCCCACAAGAAAGACAUUUUGGCCAGUUUUGUAGUGGGCCUGUUCAACUUGUACGAAGACCUGUAUUUCACAUACCUGGAGAUCAACCCACUCGUUGUGACCAAGGAUGGAGUGUAUGUGCUGGACAUGGCAGCCAAGAUAGAUGCCACUGCCGACUACAUCUGCAAAGCCAAGUGGGGGGAUGUGGAGUUCCCUCCUCCCUUCGGCAGGGAAGCCUACCCUGAGGAAGCUUACAUUGCUGAUCUGGAUGCCAAGAGUGGAGCCAGUCUGAAGCUGACCAUUCUCAACCCCCGAGGCAGGAUCUGGACCAUGGUGGCUGGGGGGGGAGCCUCGGUUGUCUACAGUGACACCAUCUGUGACCUGGGUGGAGUGGACGAGCUGGCUAAUUAUGGAGAGUACUCUGGAGCCCCUAGCGAGCAGCAGACCUACGAUUAUGCCAAGACCAUCCUGUCAUUGAUGACCAGGGAGAAGCACAGCGAUGGCAAGGUCCUGAUUAUCGGAGGCAGCAUUGCCAAUUUCACCAACGUCGCUGCAACCUUCAAGGGUAUUGUGAGGGCCAUCAGGGAUUACCAGGUACCCCUGAAGGAACAUGAAGUGACAAUCUUCGUGAGGAGAGGGGGCCCCAACUACCAGGAAGGGCUGCGGGUCAUGGGGGAAGUGGGUAAGACCACUGGAAUCCCUAUCCAUGUGUUUGGCACAGAGACCCACAUGACUGCCAUUGUGGGCAUGGCUCUGGGACACCGUCCAAUCCCUAACCAGCCACCCACCGCCGCCCACACCGCCAACUUCCUGCUGAACUCCAGCGGCAGUGCCUCGACCCCAGCUACAAGCCGGACUGCUUCGUUCUCCGAGACGAAGACCUGCAGCGAAGCCACUCCAGCAAAAAAGCCGAAGCCCGGCGUUCCUCCAGAAACGCAGCAUCCCACUUCAGAGAGGGCUCGAGCUAAAGCUACCACCCUGUUCAGCAGCCACACCAAGUCCAUCGUCUGGGGAAUGCAGACCAGGGCAGUGCAGGGCAUGCUGGACUUCGAUUACAUCUGCUCUCGGGUGGAGCCCUCUGUGGCAGCGAUGGUGUACCCCUUCACUGGGGAUCACAAGCAGAAGUUCUACUGGGGCCACAAGGAGAUCCUGAUCCCAGUGUUCAAGAGCAUGGCAGACGCCAUGAAGAAACACCCCAAAGUGGACGUCCUGAUCAACUUCGCCUCCCUGCGCUCUGCCUUUGACAGCAGCAUGGAGACCAUGCAGUAUCCUCAGAUCCACACCAUAGCCAUCAUUGCAGAGGGCAUCCCUGAGGCACAGACCAGGAAACUGAUCAAGAAAGCAGACGAGAAGGGGGUCACCAUCAUCGGACCCGCCACUGUUGGUGGUAUCAAGCCUGGUUGCUAUAAGAUUGGAAACACAGGUGGGAUGCUGGACAACAUCCUGGCCUCCAAGCUGUACCGUCCCGGCAGCGUGGCCUACGUCUCGCGAUCGGGGGGGAUGUCCAACGAACUGAACAACAUCAUCUCCAGGACCACAGACGGUGUCUUCGAGGGGGUGGCAAUUGGAGGGGACAGAUAUCCUGGUUCCACCUUCAUGGAUCACGUGCUGCGUUAUCAGGACACUCCAGGGGUGAAGAUGCUUGUUGUUCUUGGAGAGAUCGGUGGCAGUGAAGAGUAUAAGAUCUGCCAGGGGAUCAAGGAGGGCCGGAUCACGAAGCCUGUGGUAGCCUGGUGUAUUGGGACCUGCGCCACCAUGUUCUCCUCUGAGGUCCAGUUUGGUCAUGCAGGAGCCUGUGCUAACCAGGCCUCUGAGAAUGCUGUAGCCAAGAACGAGGCUCUGAGGGAGGCUGGAGCCUUCGUGCCCAAGAGCUUCGAUGAGCUAGGCGACGCCAUCAAGUCUGUGUAUGACGAGCUUGUUGCUGAGGGUGUGAUCGUGCCUGCAAAAGAAGUGCCUCCUCCCACAGUGCCAAUGGAUUACUCCUGGGCUCGGGAACUGGGUCUAAUCCGCAAGCCAGCCUCCUUCAUGACGAGUAUUUGUGACGAGCGGGGCCAGGAGCUUCUCUACGCAGGGAUGCCCAUCACAGAGGUGUUCAAGGAGGAGAUGGGCAUCGGGGGAGUGCUGGGGCUGCUCUGGUUCCAGAGGAGGCUGCCUCGCUACGCCUGCCAGUUAAUCGAGAUGUGCCUGAUGGUUACCGCAGACCACGGGCCUGCAGUGUCAGGUGCACACAACACCAUCGUCUGUGCCAGAGCCGGGAAGGACCUCAUCUCCAGCCUCACCUCCGGGCUGCUCACCAUCGGGGACCGGUUCGGUGGUGCUUUAGACGCUGCAGCCAAGCAGUUUAGCAAAGCCUUCGACAGCAGCCUCAUCCCCAUGGAGUUUGUGAACAAGAUGAAGAAGGAAGGCAAGCUGAUCAUGGGGAUCGGACACAGAGUAAAGUCUAUAAACAACCCAGACAUGAGGGUUCAGAUUCUAAAGGACUUUGUGAAGCAGAACUUCCCAGCCACUCCUUUGCUGGAUUACGCUCUGGAAGUGGAGAAAAUCACAACUUCCAAGAAACCCAACCUCAUCCUCAAUGUCGACGGCUUCAUUGGCGUGGCGUUUGUGGAUCUGCUGAGGACCUGCGGGGGCUUCACGCGGGAGGAAGCCGAUGAAUACGUGGAUAUUGGCGCUUUGAAUGGCAUCUUCGUACUGGGCAGGAGCAUGGGGUUCAUUGGACACUAUUUGGACCAGAAGAGGCUGAAGCAGGGUCUAUACCGCCACCCCUGGGAUGACAUCUCCUAUGUUCUUCCUGAACACAUGACCAUGUAAUACCAUAGAAGCCCUGGAGUGCCACCUGGUGGGCCGUUGAAGUUUUUUUUUUUUUCUCUGCACUGAAGACUGAUUGAACUGAGAGGGAAGGGGGUUGGGUUAGGGGUUAACUAUUAUAUUUUCUUCAUAUUCCACAACGAGUGUAACUUUUAAUAAACAAAACAACAGCAAUGCAACUGAACUGUGCGAUCAGACCUCUAGUUUUAAUAAUCCGAUCUUGAAAGGGGCGAUUUGCUACAGUUUUGAAGCUAUCUAUGUUGCGUGCUUACAGCAGUAGAGCAAUAAUGUAACAGAGCUAUAGCCUUGCUGUGUGUGUCACUGUGUUACAAUUGUGUUUUGAUGGGAUCCUCUCAUGCAAUGCUAUCAAUUUGUUCAAUACUAGCAAUAGAAAAAGCCAUAUAGCAAGGAAUAUGUACAGGUUUUAGGUGUAGUUUGUGAAAAAUAAGUGUAUUUUGAGUGGGGUGAAAAAAAAUAUUGCUGAUCUAAGCAAUAGUUGUAAAUGGUUAUGAAAAGCAUUAAGCUUGCAAGUGAAUGUGAAAAGCGAUCUCGCUAUUGCUGAUUUUCAUGCACUGUUUGAUUAGGGGGAAGAUUGUUUUAAUUAGAAAAGGGUUAUCCUAACAAUAGGGAUCACACAGAGCCUUGCAACGUUUCAUUUUCAAGCCAAGUCACAAAAUGCCACUUUUGCGAAGGCUGCUACCAGUAUAUCAACUUAUGGGCACAUUUAUUUUUUUAUUUUUUAAUGAUUAAAAGGACCAUGCAAAGUAUAAAUGAGAUUUAUCUUAGUAAAGAAUUUGUUGCUAAAUGUGUAACGUUUUAUAAAAACCUGCUUUGCAAAUCAAACUUGCAACAGGGUAGCAUCUUAACAUGGUAACAUAUGGGACCACGUUAUCAAACAGUGUGGUGGUGUUUUUUUUUGUUAUUUUUUUUAAUUGUAGAUUAGCUUUAACUCCGUUACUGUGAGAGGGGCUUGGAACAGGAAGCCUUUGCUUUCAUUUUCAACUGCUUGUUUAGUAUUGUCUAAAUCCAAGAUGCAUCACCUGUACUCCCAAACACAGAGCAACCUGCUUUUACCGUUGUAUUUUACUUGAUGUUAAAUGUGCAGCAACAUGACAUUAUUAUAAUCUGGAGAAAAAGAACUGUAAUCCUGUAGUGUAAGUUCAAAAUAAAGAACUGCUUAGUCAAA
Acipenser ruthenus (sterlet) is the source of this 4765-nucleotide messenger RNA. RefSeq names its product ATP-citrate synthase-like. Gene Ontology annotation, cellular component: cytosol. Gene Ontology annotation, molecular function: ATP citrate synthase activity. The transcript is spliced from 29 exons. Bases 271 to 3582 code for a protein of 1103 amino acids. Lineage: Eukaryota; Metazoa; Chordata; Actinopteri; Acipenseriformes; Acipenseridae. Gene Ontology annotation, biological process: tricarboxylic acid cycle; fatty acid biosynthetic process; citrate metabolic process. The record is from RefSeq and is a predicted model, not a curated record.